CAUUUUCUUCUCUAGUGGGAGAUAUAACUCAGUGUUCAGUGAAGUGGUCUUUACCCGGUAGGUCAUCCCAAAAGGGAUGACGAGAAAGUUCAUAAAAUUAACUCCACGUUUUGGUUAGGAUUUUAAGUAAUUCGGAUUUAAGUUAGAUCGAUAUAAAAAUGGUGGGUCCCAACGUAGACGAUGUUAAGGUGUCACUGCAGAAGUUUGGCCUGUACGAUUAUGUGGUGUUUCUGCUGAUGCUGGUCAGUUGUAUGAUGAUCGGCAUUUAUUUCGGAUUCAUCAAAAAGAAAGUGAAAAAAGGCGGUGGUGAAGCCGACUAUCUGGUCGGCGGUCGUCAGAUGAGCGUGAUCCCCGUGUCGUUGUCACUGAUCGCCAGUUUCAUCUCUGGAAUCUCCCUGCUCGGUACACCCACCGAGAUCUACGUCUACGGCAUCCAGUACAUGUACAUCGUAGGAGGCGUCAUCUCGAUGGGAUUCAUCAUGAUGUACAUCUACCUUCCGGUGUUCCACAAUCUGCAGCUUACCUCCACUUAUCAGUACCUCCAAACCCGCUUCGACAAACGCAUGCGGCUGUUCGGUUCAAUCCUGUUUACUUUCGCAACGAUGGCCUGGCUGCCGAUCGUCAUUUACGUACCGGCGUUGGCUUUCAACCAAGUGACCGGAGUGAACGUCCAUCUGAUCACGCCACUGGUUUGUGUGAUCUGUAUCUUCUACACGUGCGUCGGUGGGUUGAAGGCCGUCGUUUGGACGGAUGUCGUGCAAACGGUGCUGAUGUUCGGUGCAAUGAUUUUGAUUAUCGUCAAAGGGACCUAUGACGUGGGUGGGUUUUCCACCGUCAUGGAUCGAGCGAUCACAAGUGGGCGGAUCGAGGGACCUGAUUUACGGUUUGAUUUAACGACGCGACAUAAUAUUUAUUCGUGCGUCAUUGGUGGUGUGAUUUACUGGUUGAAGACUAACGCCGUUAGUCAGAAUAUGAUCCAGCGGUACCUUUCGCUGCCGACGCUUCGGUCGGCAAAGCACGCCCUGUGGACGUUUAUUGGAGGAACGCUGUUCCUGUUGGGCCUGUGCUGCUACAGUGGACUGCUGAUCUACGCCAAGUAUCAUGAUUGUGAUCCACUGACGACGAAGUUGGCUGUUGCGAAGGAUCAACUGUUGCCGCUGCUUGUGAUGGAUACGUUGGGUGAUUAUCCCGGUUUACCGGGAUUGUUCGUUGCUGGAGUGUUUUCAGCGGCGCUCAGCUCACUGUCCACCGGGUUGAAUUCAAUGUCGGCCGUGGUGCUGGAGGACUUUUUCAAGCCUUUCACCAAUCGACCCCUCAGUGACAGAGCUACGGCAAUAAUUAUGCGAGCUGUUGUCGGUGUAUUUGGAACGAUUUGCGUAGUACUGGUUCUGGUUGUUGAGAAGCUGGGUGCUGUACUGCAACUUUCCAUGAGCUUGGGAAGCGUUAGCAAUGGUCCCUUACUGGGGAUCUUUACCCUUGGGGUGCUAAUUCCUUGGGCGAACGGAACGGGAGCCAUCGUGGGAGGAGCCAUUGGACUGGGUAUUAUGUCGUGGAUUUGCUUCAAAGCCCAGAUUGCGAUCGCUAGCGGAGAGAUGAAGUUUGAACCGAAACCAGUGAAUACGCAGGGCUGUAGUUAUACCUACAUUGCGUCGGAACCGAUGAGCAUGCUGGCGGCCAAUGCAACAACUACGGCUGUGCCGCCAAGUGAGCCGGCCGAAUUCGCCCUGUACCACAUCUCCUACCUGUGGUACACCGCAAUGGGAGCGUUGAUCACGAUCGUCAUCGCCGUGAUCGUAUCCUUCCUGGUGGGUGCGAACAAACCGGACGAAAUGAAUCCGAAACUGUUUUCGCCGUUCAUCGAACGCAUCCUGGACCGGAGAAGACGUCGCAAAGUGGCCCACAGUCAGCCCCGAAUAGAACUGCAGGAGGACAGCCGGUAUCACUAG
This is a messenger RNA of Sabethes cyaneus, 1946 nucleotides long. It is a transcript of the gene rumpel, whose product is annotated as sodium-coupled monocarboxylate transporter 1. Lineage: Eukaryota; Metazoa; Arthropoda; Insecta; Diptera; Culicidae. The transcript has 7 exons. Bases 159 to 1946 code for a protein of 595 amino acids. Gene Ontology annotation, biological process: transmembrane transport; sodium ion transport. The record is from RefSeq and is a predicted model, not a curated record. Gene Ontology annotation, cellular component: membrane. Gene Ontology annotation, molecular function: symporter activity.